Molecule: messenger RNA, 1656 nt
Organism: Medicago truncatula (barrel medic)
Lineage: Eukaryota; Viridiplantae; Streptophyta; Magnoliopsida; Fabales; Fabaceae
Product: protein tesmin/TSO1-like CXC 2
Exons: 8
Coding region: 1-1656 (551 amino acids)
Molecular function (GO): DNA-binding transcription factor activity
Source: RefSeq, a predicted model, not a curated record
AUGGCGGCACUAGAUCAGAACAACACCAUUGUUUCCAACUCACUAGAGGAUGAUUCUUUCUUUGACUACCUCGAUACUCUAUCUCCUUUAAACACCAAAAAGUAUGUUGGAGUUGGAGCUACUGAGACGUUGAACUCACUUGGUAUGGACAAUCCUCUUUUCACAUCACUCGACGUGACCUUUAACAACGACUCCAUAUUCCUCACGAGGAAUAAUCUUUUGUACACAUCAAAUCCUGAAGUUUCACCUGAAGAAGCUCCUACAGAUUCAACUCAUGCAUGGAUUGACACAAGUCAGCUACAUGAUCCUGAAAUCUCAAGUGAUGACGCUAAGUACCUUCUUGAAUUACUUGGCAAGCAAGAACCAGAUGGUACGGAUGUACAAGAUGAGUCUAUCACAGAUGCAGUUGAAGGUGGAACAUAUAAUCGGGACGGACCAGAUUGUGAUUACAAUAAUUUAAUUAGUACAACACAAUCUGUGACUCUGUUACCACAAUGUACUAGUAAUAGUAAUUAUAAAAUGAAAACUGUUGAUCCACUUGUUUUUGGUUCAAAAUAUGAAAUUGAAGACAAUCCUUCGGAACCAAUAGCCGUCGCAACAGACAGAAAUCAAGCACAGGACAAUCUUGCCAAUGUUGCUUUAAUGGAUAGAAAUCAAAUUAAGAGAGGGGAUGGCGAGCUUGCACGUAUUAGACGCUGUAUACAAAGGAGCUGUCAAGGCUAUGAGUCUGAGAUGACCAGUAUGCAAAGGAACAACUCUGAUGAGAGGAAUGCUAUUAACAAAAACCCUAGUGAUUCACAGAAGUGUGUUUUACAAGGAAAUGGUUUUUACUUGAAUGCACUUCCAGCCUUAAAUCAUUACGAAGGCAUAGAAAAUGAAAAGAUGCCUUCUCAAAGGAAACCUGAAUCACCGAGCUGCACUUAUUCUUUGAAUAUUUCUGUAAGGCAAGGGCAUCAACUAUCUCAAGUCCCUGCACCAAUGGAGACACAUCUGCGGCUAUCUGAGAAUGAAGAUGUCACCAAGUCAUCAGUUCACAUUCCUGGUGAAGAUUUCUGUCAGAGUACUCCCAAAAGGACGAGUGAAGUGCAAUUUAAGGACAUAAAGAACAAAAAGUUAGAUCAAAACAUGAAAAGGACGAUGAAAGUGCAUAGGAAAGACCCAAUUGAUCUAGUUUCUUCUGGUUCAGAACAUGUAAAGGAAGAGGAAAGAGCUGAUUUUUGUCAGAGUAUCCGCAAAAGGAAGAGGAAAGUUAAUUGUGGCUGCUUUGCUGCUGGAGUCUACUGCAUAGGACCUUGCUCAUGUCAAGACUGCUUGAAUAAAGCUAUUAAUGAAGAUAAAGUUCUGCAAGCCCACAGGAUGAUUGAGUAUCGUAAUCCACCUGUGUUUGUUCCUAAAGUUAUAACAAAUUCUGAUUCCUCACCUCAAAUUGUGGAUGACUCCGACAAAGCUCCCGCUUCAAAUCGACGCAGAAUACAAUGCAAGAGCAGGAAAUCAAGCUGCACGAAUAAACGUUGUGAAUGUUUUAAGGGUGGUGUUGGUUGCUCCCCAAGCUGUAAAUGUCAAGGUUGCAAAAAUAUAUAUGAUAGAAAGGAUAGUGAGGCUGAAACAAAAUCUGAGCUUGAAGAAACAGAAGCAUCACAGAUUUCCAGACCAUAG